This is a messenger RNA of Symphalangus syndactylus (siamang), 2085 nucleotides long. RefSeq lists its product as uncharacterized. The record is from RefSeq and is a predicted model, not a curated record. NCBI's taxonomy places the organism in Eukaryota, Metazoa, Chordata, Mammalia, Primates, Hylobatidae.
AUGAGUCAGCAGCAUGGACAGACUCGCGUCUUCAGAGCUGAGCUUCUCCGGAGACAGAAAGAACUGACUGCAGAGGCUCAGGGACUGCGAGCUGUCUGUACUGACGCCGCGCUCCGUGCGUGGCCCGGAGGACCUGGGCGCCCUGGAUCACAUGGUCAGGAUGACCACGAGCCUCUAACAGCCCUGUCGUGGCCCUCACGUACCAGACCGUGUGCCCCUAGAGCUCCCUGUGCAUGGGGAAGAGGCGGCUGGCGGUGCAGGAAAUCCUGGCGGCUCAGGAAAUUGUGGCGGCGCGCCUCGGGGUGGGGAGGUAGGCGCAGGAGGCGGACGAAGCGGAGGGCGCAGAGCAGCACAAGUGGUCCUGCACAGCCGCCGCAGGCUCCCGGGAGGACUCCCCAAGAGCAGGCCUCCCACCUGCCCUGCUGCUGGUAUCCUGGGGCUCCGCCUACCCCGCCCAGCGGAACGCCAACCUUCUGCCCCUUCAGCGCCUGCGGCGGAGCAGCUUGCAGGCGGGCAUGGUGGUGCCCCGGGUCCGCCUCAGCAAGGCGCCGGCGCCCACCUUCCAGCCCGCGAGGCCAGCGCAGAAGGGCAGCACCAAGGACAAUGGCCACCUGCGGAUACCCAAGUUCCCCUACAAGGUGGCCAAGGAGGAGAAACCGGAAGCUGAGGAGGCAUAGAAUAAGCACCAGGCCAAGGUGCAGGAGAAGCUCCCGCCGCCCUGGAAGAAGAGGACGUGAGAGUCUGCGGGUGCUUGACACGGGGUUCGAGGACAGGGCCUGGGGUCUGGCCUUACCCCAGGAGAUUCUGUUUCACCCACAACAGACUCGCUCCACACCGGAGACCUGGUCACUGCUGACAGCAGGGAGAGAAGCAGGCAGAGGGGCCCAGCACGGCCCUCCUGCAUUCAGAAAUCGUAUUUUCCAACGAACAUCACGAACUCCAUUUCCUGAUCCCAGGAGGAAGCUCGGGUCUCAGGAGUGGUCAAUGCUGAGAUGACAAAGCUAUUGAAAUUCUGAUCUCCAUAGUUUUGAGGUCUCUAGUGUUGCCAGGAGACUGUCAGGAGAGAGCUUGAAAAGAAAGAGGCACAUGAUGUUUCACACUGCUUUUCCCAAGUGCAGCCAAGGGACAGCCUCUGCACACUGAGGUAAUUCUAGAUGAUUGGCUCCAUGCUCCUCCCUCCUCCUUUCUAGUGAGUUUAGUGCUGGCUGACUGUAGAACACUUUAUUCACAGAAGCUAGUAGAAAAAAUUGUCACUCUUAAUUCACAUGCUCUAACGUCAGACCGGGAGUGACUGGUUCUGGAGGGAAGUGCUAGGACUGCCUCAUUUGUGUUCUCAUCAGCUGCCUCAGUGUACAUGGAGGUGGAUUUCACUGGUGUUGAUACAUGCUUUCAAAUCCACAAGAGGCUCUCCGAGGGACAGAAGUGACUUCACACCCACCGUAAAGCCAUUUCUGUUGCCAGAGUCCCCAAUCUCCAAUCACCAAAAAAUUCUCCACCAAGGGGCGAGCUCCAGCCAUCUCACUUGUAAUCAGUAGCAUUGACAUUGUCUGAGAAAUAUUUAUUCUGUCCACUUUAAGCUUAAUUUUCACAAACAUUAAAAAGUAGUAAAAUAGGCUUUAGAUUUUCCUCUAUUUAUAUAGAAAUCCCUGAGAAGGUAGCUGUCAACUUGAAAUUCACUCUCUACAGUUAAUUAACAUCAGGGUGCAGGGAGGGACCCUGAGCCCCAUCCCUGUGCACAGCAGGGGCUGGGCUGUCAUUGCAGGAGAGCAAACCUGGUCUCCCUUCUGAGCAAAGAGGAGGGGGUGGGAGGGGCACGGCGGUGGAGGAAUUCUUAGCCAUCAGCACAGAUGCUGGCAGGCCUGCUGUUCACUCACUCUGGGGGCCUGGAGGUCCCACCAUGAAAACACCACAUUGCCUCACAGAGGCCUCUGCUUUUCUGUCCUUGGUAGACCUCAGGGUAGGUGGUGCCAGGGAUCAUAAAGAACUUAACUAACUGGGAGAAGAAAACAGGCAAAGGAAGGAAGUGUGAAUGCGGAAGAAGAGAUGAGGCAAUAGGGGUGGGAGAACGUGGUGAUAAAGCCAGGG